Molecule: messenger RNA, 588 nt
Organism: Cladophialophora bantiana CBS 173.52
Lineage: Eukaryota; Fungi; Ascomycota; Eurotiomycetes; Chaetothyriales; Herpotrichiellaceae
Exons: 3
Coding region: 1-588 (195 amino acids)
Source: RefSeq, a predicted model, not a curated record
AUGUCUCGUUCCGCAGGCCCGGGACCGACCACGGUCUCGACGACUCGACCGCAGCAGUAUCAGCUUGUUUCUCCUGGCACACCAGCUGAUCCUCGGUCAAUGAGCCAAAAUAACAAGGACCAAUUGGUCCAGUCUCUUCGAACUCAUCGAGUCAACACCAUCACCGAGCUACGUCGUAUCGAAAAGAUCUUUGCGUUUCUAGAUUCUGCCGAAGUAACUGAGCCAAUGACCACGGCAUGGGCUCAUUAUGUGAACUCGAACAACCUGCUGAAUGAACUUCGGGGCUUGACCAGGACCUACCCAUUCAGUUCCGAGUGUCUUGAUGAAGCAAAAGCGAUGGUGGUACGCGACCCGAGUAGCACUCGGAGCUGGAACUACUGCUGGUUAGUUCUGGUGAAGAUGGAAAAGGAAAAUCUCAUUAUGAAACAUGCUCGUGCCCUGGCCUCCAAGGCAAGCACCUGGGGAGGUCGUCGGCCUACGAAAGAAGAGUUCGACCGCCUUGUCAACGCCUGUGUGGCGGAAUGGACUCGAGCCCUCCGUCAAAUGCUCAAGCACUGGGACAAGCCCCCGAGCACGACUGGAAAUUAA